CUCACUUCCGUUGCCUCCUAAUUUAUUAAUAAAAAAAAUUCUAGUUUUUAUCGUGACAAUUAUGUGGACAAGUAGCAUAGUACACUUUAUGGCAUUUUUAUUCAUACAUUUUUCAAUAUCAAUAUCCCACUUAAUAUAUAUUUAAAGAAUAUCCCAUCUUCUUUUAAGAGGAAAUUAAAUUCCUGGCUGUUGCGUUCUGACAGCUGGAAUGUAUGAAACCGGAAAGGCGUGGAUGGGAGGGACGAACGGACACUGCGGUUCCUAUCAACUCGCACAAUCAACGUACACGUACUAUACAUACAUCUAGGUAACGUGAUCCUCGAGAAGCUUUCGCCAUAUUGAAUAUUCUAGGGGCAGUAGGGAUUAUACGAAGGGUGAUUCUUUGACGUACCUGAACUGAAACAUUGUAGAUCUGAUCUUCCCACAACGAAUAUUCAGUGAAAAUGGCAUCAAGAGCAGAAAAGGACAGACAGAAACAAAUUCAAGAUAAAUGUCAAGCUCUUUUAACUCAAAUGUUGCGGGACGAAGAUAACAAGUACUGUGUUGAUUGUGAUGCGAAAGGUCCGAGGUGGGCGUCAUGGAAUCUAGGAAUAUUUCUGUGCAUUCGGUGUGCUGGUAUUCACAGAAACUUAGGAGUUCAUAUUUCCAAAGUGAAGUCUGUAAAUUUGGAUACUUGGACACCUGAACAAGUAGUAAGUCUUCAACAAAUGGGAAACAGUAGAGCUCGUGCAGUUUAUGAAGCUAAUCUUCCAGAUAAUUUCCGACGCCCUCAGACAGAUUCUUCACUUGAAGCUUUUGUUCGUGCUAAAUAUGAGCAAAAAAAAUAUAUUGCUCGAGAGUGGGUACCACCAUCUAUACCCAAGGUCAAUUGGGAUAAGGAGUUGGAUGAGGAAGCAGAGCGUCAGAGGAGGAGGAAGAAGGAAGCCAAACAGCAACAGAACAGAAAAUCAAAUACAUCUCUUGCGGAAGUCCCUGUACCGCAGCUGUUGCCAAAACCAAAGAGCUCCACAAGUCCAAAACCUGGCAGAACAGUUGCAGACCCGAAUCGCAAGUCUGCUACCCAAGAUUUGCUGGGCCUAGAUACUCCUGUGAACAGCACAGCUGGUUCAUCAUCUGCUGGUACAUCCAGUAAUGGUGAAGAUAUAUUUACUAAUUUUCUUAGUGCACCUCCUGCAACUGGUACUACUAGUGUUUCAACUUCAGACACUGUUACGGAAAGUGAAUCUAAUAAAAGUCAAGGACGAACUGCAGAAGAAGAGAGCUUUUUUAAUCAGCCAGCCCCAUCUAGCCAAGAAAAAAGACAACUAACAAAAGACUCUAUUCUUGCAUUAUAUUCUACUGGCCCAGCCCCUACUCCAGCUGUUCCAGCUUCAGUUUUUGGAAUGCCAGGUGGAGUAUAUACCCAGCAAGCCCCAGCCUUUCAGCAAGUUCCUUCUGCAAUGAAUUUUGGUUUACCUGGAACCUCAGCUCUUCCCAAUGGUAUGAUGCAAACACAAACUCUUCCUGCUACUAUAAUGCAGAAUGGAACAUUCAACACCGGUGGAGCAAUUGCUCCCCAGCAGCCUACAAUUGCAUCCAAUCCUUUCUUCAAUAUGGGUACGACUAUUGCAGCCCCAGCUCAAAACUUUCAAGCCAUGUCUCAGGAGCAUGCUUCUAGCACAGGACAAGAUUUGAUGCUCGAUUUUGGCACUGCUGUUUCUUCAGUUAAUCAGUUACCUCAGCAAAUGAACAGGCUCAAUUUGGGUGGCCCAGUUAUGUCAGCACAGCCUCAACCCAUUUUAGGGGUGGCACCCCCUUCAGUGGCAAUGGGUAUGCAGGUACCUGCAAUGGGCAUUCCUUCUGGAUUAACAGGCAGUUCUGCCACUCUUGGUAUGAGUGCCUUCCCACAGCAGCCUGGCCAGGGCCACACACUGGCCACAAAUUUAUGGCAGUAAAGACUUCAGAUUACUAGGUAAAUUUAUGAAUAAAAUUUUGUGUGGGUGAUGUGGUGCUAUGCUGUUUUGUUUUAUUUUUUUAUUAUUAUUUUUUUGCUAAAAGAUGGUAGAAAAUGAUCUUAUUUGAAAGCCUGAUAAAUAGUAUCUUAUUGUUAUUAUUUUUACCCUAUAUUACUUCACUGUUUCCUGCCUUACUGUUCAAAUAUUGCAAUAAGUCCUUUAUUUAAUGGGUUUGCAAUUGUUGCUGUAUGUCAGUGCACUGAUCAAUUGCACAUUCAAUUUUUGAUAUUAAAAAAACAUUAGGUAUUUUGAGCAGUGAAGUCUUCUAUUAAGAGUAUGGUACUUGUCUUGAGAUAAGUCUGUCUUGCCCGACAGAACAUAUUUCUAAUUCUAUUUCCAUAAUUAUUAAGGAAGUUCUGUUUUAUCUUACUGCAUAUUGUUGACUGUUCCAAAGUAUAUUGCUGUAUUGAUUAUUUUAUCUUUGUGUAGAAAGAGAUGUGAAAGCAAUAGUGAAAAAUUUUAUGAAAUCAGCUGUAUACAUUUUGAAAGUGUGGUUACUUUGAUGAGCACUUGAAAAUGUUGCUAGAUUCUGUAGAUAUUUUACUUGCAAUUUCCAAAAAUGCUGAUUUGUAUGAAAAUAAACGUCCUCCAACAGUCUCUCCCCAAGUGUGUCUUAGUUAAAUUGAGAUAAAAAAAAAGUAGUUCAUUAUGUGAAAUCUUGUUGAUUUAAAAUUUAAAAAAAAUUGCUUAGAUUUCUGGCAGUUCCUAAGUGUAUUUAAAAGCAUUUAUAUCAGUAAUAUUAAAUUAAUUAUAAUAAUAAUAAUUAUUAUUAUAAUUAAAAUGUAGUUGGUACAAAUUAUUUUUAUUAUUUGUAUCUUCCCUAUCCAAUUUGUGUUGCGAGUGAAAGUUUUGCAUGGUGAUGGAAGGUAAUGUUAAUUGUCAAAUUGUCUUGACUUUUUAAUCAAUAUAUUUUAAAGCACCAUCUAUAUGUACUUGCAUAUUUGUAGUGAUACUUAGGGACUGUUUUUGAGGCACACUAGAAAGCAGGUGUAGCAAAGGGUGCCAACACGUCAGGGAAUGUCUUGACUAUUAGCAAAAGUUAAAAACACCAAAUAAGUGUCAUGAGGAUCUCAGUGCUGAAUUGUUAUAGGGAAAAAGCAUAAUAUUAGCAUGUUGCUGUAAUGGGGGCCAUUUGGAUUAUAGAUCCCAUCUGUUUGCACUAAUGUUUUCAUGGGACUAUUUUCAAAAAAGAAUGAAUUACUUAGUGGUGGUAAACAUGGAUGAUAUUAUUGUUCAUUGUGUAAAUGUUUGUUUCAUGUAUGUAUGUAUUGUAUUGUUACAAGCAGGCAGCAGUAAUGCUGUACUUCUUUGCAAAAGUGAUUGUGGUGAAAUAUAAUUCUUUUAAAGAAUUUAUUGUACUGUAAUAAUGUAAUUGCCAUGUGCAUUUUUUGGUCCAUUUUGCAGUUAACAUGUUUCUUUAUCAUACUAAAUGAUCACUAGGAAGUAUUGAUUUCUUAUGGUACUGAAGAAGUGAAAUGUAAAAUGUAUCAGUUAAAAUUACCUAUAUCUUCAUUUCCAUUGAAUUAUUAAUUAUUUUUCAAAAUCAGAGAAGAUGAUUUCAAGUCUCUUGAAGAUGGUUAAUUGGUGUGAAUUGUCUUGUAGUAAGAUUGUUUGAUAUUGUGCCUACUUGCAAUAACUUGAUAAUAGAGAAAUUAGAAGUUUCAUUCAACUAUUUAAAUUUUAACUGCAAAAUGGAACAAAUCAUUGAAAUUUAAAUAUGGUAAGUUUUAAUUACCUUGCAAAUCAUGAAAAUUUAAAACUGUAUUUCUUUUUGUACAAUAAGGUGUAGAUAUUUUUUUAAAGAUUCCUAAAUGUUAUUUUAGUUCUAUUUAUACAUAUGCCCUCUAAAAGAUAUAUCUGCAAGUUGCAGUACAUUCUUUACAUAAAAAAUUAGUAUUCUAGUUUGGCCUAUUGAAAUUUGUUUCUGUCCCUUGAAUUUAUUGCCAUCUUAAAAUAAUUUAAUUUUCUAAGACUGAUGGUAACACACAACAAUUAUCAAAUGAUUCUUUCAAGAUUUGAAAAUAAUGUUUCAAUUACAAAUAAAUAUUAUUGCAAAUUUAAAGUUUUUUGAAGUCUGAAAAUUGUAUUCAAAAUGUUCGAUCUUGUAGGAUUGUACAUACCAAGAAAAAUCUGAAGUAUUAAAGAUUGUAAUUUAUGAAAUGUCUCUAAGCAUUAUUUUGUGUUAGACAUUUUUUGAUAAUAUUUUGUACCUACACAGAAAAGGCAAUGAGUCAUAUCAAUCUUAAUAUUUUUAAAUGGGAACCCUACUAAACAAGUUUCUGUGUACCAGAUAAUUCCAAUGUAUGAUAUGCAUCAUUAAUUUACAGGGAUUUAUGGAGAGUUAAGAUAUCUUUGAUAUCUAUGUUUUUUCAGAGGAAGAUCUUGUCAUUAGUUUCUGAUUUUAAAUGUAAAGUUGUUUGAAAAUAAAUUUGUUGUGUGUUAAUCUUUAUUGCCAAUUUUGUCAAUAUUAACACAGUUUCUUGAGUUUAUUUUCACUUGGUAGAGGUACUUAAGCCAGUGUUUUGAUAUCAUUAGACUUCGGUCUAUCUCAGCCAAAUGUUAAGUUACAGUGUACCGAGUUGUAACUUUUGUACAACCAGUAGUUUGUCUUAAAUUAAGGUGCCCAUAGCAUCUCCAACAAAAAAUUUGUAUUGUAUAGAUAUGUAAUUUCUUACAAAUAAAAAAUGUUAUAGAAGCAA
Molecule: messenger RNA, 4693 nt
Organism: Gryllus bimaculatus (two-spotted cricket)
Lineage: Eukaryota; Metazoa; Arthropoda; Insecta; Orthoptera; Gryllidae
Source: the annotation of a GenBank genome assembly